Amaranthus tricolor (Joseph's coat) is the source of this 3526-nucleotide messenger RNA. Its product is annotated as protein argonaute 16-like. Gene Ontology annotation, cellular component: cytoplasm. Gene Ontology annotation, molecular function: RNA binding; protein binding. The coding region runs from base 249 to 3068 and encodes 939 amino acids. The record is from RefSeq and is a predicted model, not a curated record. NCBI's taxonomy places the organism in Eukaryota, Viridiplantae, Streptophyta, Magnoliopsida, Caryophyllales, Amaranthaceae. The transcript is spliced from 22 exons. Gene Ontology annotation, biological process: regulatory ncRNA-mediated post-transcriptional gene silencing.
GUUAGUUUUGGAUGCUCUUAGGAGGAACAACGAGAGAGCGACAUGCUCUUCCCUCCGCUCUCGCUCACUUUCUAGUCCCUCUCUCAAUUUUGAACUUCCCGAAAAAAGCCCCCAAAAAGCAUUAAACAGUAUAGUAGUGUAGUACUAAUUUCCUCCCCAUUUCAUUUUCCAUUACCAUUUCCAUUUCCAUUUCUUACUUCAUCGGUCAAAACCCUAGGAAAGGCAUUGUCUUUGCUAUUUGCAUCAGAAUGACGCAAGGACAGAUUUUGGAACCAGGUCAACUGGAAUUUCCACCUCCUUCAAUUCUCCCUCCCUUAGUGAAAUCUGAUGGAAUGGAAACUCCAGAGCGCCAUAUCAUGUGCAGACCAGGUUUUGGUAGUAUUGGGCGUCACAUAUCUGUGCUCGUGAACUAUUUGAAGGUUUCCAUUGAAUCACCGGAUCAGACUUUUUAUCAGUAUGCAGUUAAAAUAACUUCUGAAGACGGCAGAUCAAUUGAAAACAAGUUGAUUCGGCUAAAGAUUAUUGAUAAGGUUUUCUUAACAUAUGCAUCUAAACUAGAUAUGAAAGCUUUUGCAUUUGAUGGGAAGGAAAAUCUGUAUACUAUUAGUCCUCUCCCAGAGAACAUUUCUAGCUUAACCUUAACGUAUGAAGAGUCAGUUGGAUUGAGUGCUGGCAAUCCUGAUGAAGCUGUAAAGAAAGCUAAGCAUUCUUUAGCUCCAAGGAUUUUUAAGGUGGAGCUUAACUAUGGUUGCAAAUUUCCUUUGCAAUCAAUUCCUCUAACCUCUGAAGGACAGACCUUAGGUGAAUCUCGGGAUGCAUUAACGGUACUUAAUAUGAUACUAAGGCAGCGGGCUAUCCAUAAGUUCUCUCUCUCUCUCUCUCUGUCUCUAUUUGUAUCUCUGUGUUUGCCUCCCCCAUGUAUCUCUUGUUUUGCAUUUUUGUAUGGCAUUGUACAGUUAGCAUUUGUUUUAUUCUAUUCUUUGUGUACUAAAUGCAGGGGACGCCUUUUGGUUAGGCAGUCAUUCUUUCAGGAUGAUUCCAGGAACUUCUUCGAGGUUGAUGAGAGCUUAUUGGGUUUGCGUGGGUAUAAUUCUAAUUUUGUUAUGACAUGUGCAGGAUUGUCAUUAAAGUUAGAUGUUGCUAUGACACUAACCUUGAAACCCGGACCUGUACUUGAUUUUCUACUGGCUAACCAAAAUGUGCGGGAGCCUCGCUAUAUCGACUGGGUAAAGGCCAAAAGAAUGUUGAAGAACUUGAAAAUCAAGACAACCCAUACUAACAGAGUAUUUAGAAUUAUAGGCUUGAGUGAUCGGCCUUGUUACCAGCAAAGUUUUCUUCUCAAAGUAAAAGAGAAUAAUGGUUCCAAUAAAGAGAAAGACCGAGAGACUACUGUGUUUGAAUAUUUCCACAAACAUCUUGGUGUAGUGUUGACUUAUUCAAAAUACAUGCCAUGCCUUGAUGUUGGUAAACCCAAUCGACCAAUCUAUCUACCAAUCGAGAUAUGUUCACUGAUCUCACUUCAGCGUCAUAGAAACCCUUUGUCUCCAACCCAGCAAAUAACCGUACUGGAGAAAUUUAAGCAAAAGCCCCAUGACAGAAUGAAAGCUUUGACAGAUGCUGUAAAGAACAACCAGUAUGAAAAUGAUCCAUUCCUAGGUGCUUGUGGAAUUUCUGUUGAGAAGCAAUUUAUGAAGAUAGCUGCUCGAGUCCUUGAACCACCAAAGCUAAAGGUUGGUAGAGGUCAAGAUUGCAUGCCUGAUGAGGGCCGAUGGAAUUUUAAGAAUAAACAAUUCCUGGAUCCUGUAAGUAUCAAGUGUUGGGCUAUUGUAAACUUUUCUUCUGGUGGUGAUACGAGCUAUCUGUCUCGAGAACUCAUUAAUUGUGGUCGAAGCAAAGGCAUGGAUAUAGAACGCCCAUAUGCGUUAAUCGAAGAGAACCAGCAGAUGAGAAAAGCCAGCCCUUUGGCAAGAGUUGAUGCAAUGUUUGAGAAAUUGCAAGAAAAGCUCCCAGAUCAACCAGAGUUCAUUUUGUGUGUAUUGCCAGAACGUAAAAUUUCUGAUCUAUAUGGACCUUGGAAAAUGAGAAGUUUAAGUACUUUUGGACUUGUAACACAAUGUGUUUGCCCUGUGAAAAUAACUGAACGGUAUCUCAUGAAUGUACUCCUUAAAAUUAAUUCUAAGCUUGGAGGUGUAAAUUCAUUAUUGGCAAUAGAGGAACAUUGCAUUUUACCCCAUGUGAAGGAUGUUCCGACAAUGAUAAUAGGGAUGGAUGUCUCUCAUGGUUCACCUGGUCGUUCAGAUCUUCCUUCAAUUGCGGCGGUUGUUGGUUCUUUAUCUUGGCCACUUAUAUCAAAAUAUAGAGCAGUCGUAAGAACUCAAUCUCCUAAAACAGAGAUAAUAGACUCACUGUUCAAACCAGAUGAAAACGGAGAAGAUUCUGGUAUCAUGAGGGAGCUAUUAAAGGCCUUCUAUGUUACAAGUGAGGGUAGAAAACCUGAGCAGAUAAUAAUUUUCAGAGAUGGAGUAGGCGAAUCACAAUUUUGCCAGGUCCUCAACAUUGAGCUGGAGCAGAUAAAACAGGCGUACAUGGGUCUUGGAGAAUCAGAAGUUCCAAAGUUCACAGUAAUUGUAGCGCAAAAGAGGCACCAUACUCGAUUGUUUGAAGCUGGGGGUUCUGGCAAUGUUCCACCUGGGACGGUUGUGGACACUGAAAUUGUGCAUCCAAGGAACUAUGAUUUCUACAUGUGUGCUCAUGGAGGGAUGAUAGGUACAUUGCGGCCCGUUCACUAUCAUGUCUUGCUUGAUGAGAUCGGCUUCUCACCAGAUGAGCUUCAAAAUUUCAUUCAUGCUCUAUCUUACGUGUACCGGAGGAGCUCUCAUGCUACCUCAGUGGUGGCACCCAUUUGUUAUGCUCAUCAUUCUGCCCGACAAGUGGGAAAGUUUGUCAAAUUUGACGAGCUUCAUGCGGCUUGUUCUGAAGACAAUGGCUUCACAUCUACAGAAAAUGUCCCUGUCCCCAAGUUGCCCAGGUUGCAUGACAAUGUUAAGGAUUCCAUGUUUUUCUGCUAAACUGGUAGUGUCGAAACCUUGAGGCAGAUAACAUCUGUAUAUAACAUUUUUGUAUAUAUAUGCACUUGCAUCGGAGUCCUAGCCUCUAUGAUGCACGUUUGAGGUCAGAUUCUGAUGAUGCAAGUGUGGCUAUGUUAAGUUUCUGAGUUAAAUUCAGCCACUUUGUACAAAUAGGUCAGGAAAAUUUUGUUUCAUCAUAUGCUUAAACAUGGGUAUUCACUAUGAAGAAUGCUAUGAAGCGUAGCUUUUGCUUUAAUAGGUCUUCUCUUGAGAGACCGUCUUUUGUAAAGAUACCUCUCAAGGAGCCCAACCCACAUCUGAUAAUUUAUUUAAAAAAAAACUGCUACUUCAGAAAAGUAAUGCACGUGUAUUAUGCUUGGGAAUUGAAAACGUCUAACUAUUAACUACCUCUUUCAAAGCAAUAUACAACUUGGAUUAAGAAUAUAUCAGUUUUUUCA